AUGUCCAAAAUGGGCAGGAUUGUCUUUUACGAGGAUAAGAACUUCCAGGGCCGUUGUUAUGAGUGUGACAGCGACUGCACCGACUUCCAUUCCUACCUGAGCCACUGCAACUCCAUCCGUGUGGAGAGUGGAGCCUGGGUGGUGUACGAGAGGCCCAACUACAUGGGCUACCAGUAUGUUCUGACCAGGGGAGAGUACCCGGAAUACCUGCGCUGGAUGGGCCUCAAUGACCGCCUCAGCUCCUGCAAGAUGAUCCACUUUUCCUGUGGGACCCAGUACAAGAUGCAGCUGUAUGAGAAGGAUGACUUCGCGGGCCAGGCCUUCGAGGCCGCCGAGGACUGCCCCUCAGUCCUGGAGAAGUACCGUUGGAGGGAGGUGUACUCCUGCAAGGUGCUGGAUGGCUGGUGGGUCUUCUACGAGCACCCCAACUACCGUGGACGCCAGUACUUCCUGGAGAAGGGAGAGUACAGGAAGCCUGGGGACUGGGGUGCAGUCAGUCCCACUGUCCAGUCCUUCAGACGCUUCACUGAGUGA
Molecule: messenger RNA, 534 nt
Organism: Oncorhynchus masou masou (cherry salmon)
Lineage: Eukaryota; Metazoa; Chordata; Actinopteri; Salmoniformes; Salmonidae
Product: gamma-crystallin S-like
Exons: 3
Coding region: 1-534 (177 amino acids)
Biological process (GO): visual perception; lens development in camera-type eye
Molecular function (GO): structural constituent of eye lens
Source: RefSeq, a predicted model, not a curated record